AUGAGGCAGGUUGACUAUCCAGUCCGUCCACCACCCCGCCGCCAGGCUGUGCCUCUCACUGACAUCUCAUCCUUCCCUGUCACUCAACCUCCCCCUACUCAUCAGCCAACCGAUACCAUGCAUUUCUCAACUGUUGUUGGCGCCGCUGCACUGGCUACCCUCGCCAACGCAAGCCCUCUCGUCCGCCGUCAAGGUCCCGCCGUCGGCCAGGUUAUCUCCAAGUGCACACAGAACGGCGUCGUCGCCCUCACCUUUGACGAUGGCCCCUUCACCUACACCUCCCAGCUGCUCGACACCCUCGCCGCAAACAACGUCAAGGCCACCUUCUUCGUCAACGGCAACAACUGGGGCAACAUCGAGACGGCACCCGGCCCGGACAACAUCCGCCGCAUGAAGGCCGAGGGCCACCUCAUCGGUUCCCACACCUACUCCCACCCGGACCUGAGCACCCUCUCCUCGGCGGACCGCAUCUCUCAGAUGACCCAGCUCGAGGACGCAACCCGCCGUAUUGCCGGCUUCGCGCCCAAGUACAUGCGCGCGCCGUUCCUCUCCUGCGACGCCGCGUGCCUGAGCGAUAUGGCCAGCCUGGGCUACCACGUCAUUGACACCAGCCUCGAUACGAAGGAUUACGAGAACGACACCCCCGAGACCACGCACAUCUCGGCUGAGAAGUUCAACAACGAGCUCAGCGCCGACGCCGCGGGCAACAGCUACAUUGUUCUCUCCCACGACGUCCAUCAGCAGACUGUCGUUUCUCUGGUGCAGAAGAUGAUCGACAACCUCAAGUCCAAGGGCUACCGCGCCGUCACCGUCGGAGAGUGCCUCGGCGACGCUCCCGAGAACUGGUACAAGGCCUAG
Molecule: messenger RNA, 858 nt
Organism: Colletotrichum paranaense
Lineage: Eukaryota; Fungi; Ascomycota; Sordariomycetes; Glomerellales; Glomerellaceae
Product: polysaccharide deacetylase
Exons: 3
Coding region: 1-858 (285 amino acids)
Biological process (GO): carbohydrate metabolic process
Molecular function (GO): hydrolase activity, acting on carbon-nitrogen (but not peptide) bonds
Source: RefSeq, a predicted model, not a curated record